AUAUGUAUAUUGGUUCCAGUAUAUUCUUCUGCGUGCUUUUAUGCAUCAACUCAUCAUGGGCCUCACUCGGUCAAUCGCGAAUGAAUUCGCUCCUAUCGGAAACAAUGAAUGAACCGUCUGUAGCUAAAAGACCAGACUUUCAACUACAAUCCGUUCCAAAUGGAAGGCAACUCAAUCCAUUCAACAAAGCAAUAAGACCCUCCAGGUUUGAUCCAGGACAGUUUGAAAGGCCGAGUCUAAGUUUUGAUCAGGCGGCCAUCAGACCCCGACAAUUUGAUGUCAUGGCAGACCCUUUAACUCCAUCGGUUGCUGAGGUUAGGAGUGCCAUCAAUGAGGUCAAGGCGCUGAAUCAGAAAGAAGCACAGGUUAACAGAGAACUGUUUGAACAAAAAAUUGAUACACCUAACCUGCAGAUGAACGGAUUCGGUCCCCAUCUACUGACUACCCCCGAGGCAAUGAACAUUGCGGAGCAGUCCGCCACACUUAUUGGCAGCGUCGCUAGGUCGAUCCAGACCGUUCAAAGUAAAAGUACGCGUGCUAGGAAUAUAGGAGGGAUACUUGACAGAUCUGGUUCUGGUACAGCUAGCAACAAAGACAUCCUAGCAAGAAUACCUCUACAACAAAAUAUAAUGAGACAGUUCAAACAGUUUUGUCCAUACCAGUCAAAGCCCACCUGUGUUAGUACAGCCAAGUACAGAACUGCCGAUGGUAGCUGCAAUAACCUACAGAAUCCAUUGUGGGGGAAAUCACAGACUCCCUUCGAACGAUUUAUGUUCCCGUUCUACGAAGAUGACGUCCAGGACCCGAGAAGUAGGGACGUCAAUGGCCGACCGUUACCUGGUCCACGUGAGAUCAGCAAUGCCGUCCACCAGAGAAGCACAAACAGACACGUGAUGGACCUCUCACAGUUUACCAUGGAGUUCGGACAGUUUGUUAGUCACGAUAUUCAGUUCAACGCUCUUGCUAAAGGUUAUCGCAAUUCGAAUUUGGAGUGUUGUAAGAGGCAAGGAAUAAGGAGGCUGAGUUCUAACUGCUUACCAAUAUCACUACCAAAAGACGACCCCUAUUUUGCAACGUUUAAGAGGACGUGUAUGAACUUUGUCCGAUCUCUCCCGUCGGCUGCUCUGGACUGCAGUGUGGGUCCCCGCCAACAGAUCAACCAGAACACACACUAUCUGGACGGAUCGGCCGUAUACGGCUCUGACCAGAAUACUAUGAACUCACUGCGGCUACGGAGGGAUGGUUUGCUGAAAUCUUCGUCUGUUGGUGGAAAAGAACUGUUAUCACAAGAUACUAGCAACUCUGCUUCAUGUCGUCUGCCAACCAACGACAACAAAGUCAAAUGCUUCAAAGCAGGUGACCGACGAGUCAACCAACAGCCUGCCUUGAUUUCUCUCCAGACCAUUUGGCACCGGGAACACAAUAGAAUAGCCAAGAAACUUAAAACAGUCAACCCAAAAUGGAACGAUGAAACAUUGUUCCAGGAGACUCGUAAAAUUGUCGGAGCCAUGAUUCAACACAUCACCUACCACUCUUAUCUGCAGGAAAUUCUCGGAAAUGACAUCAUGAACAAAUUCGAUCUGAAACCAAAAUCGUCUGGAUAUUUCACCGAGUAUAACGCCAAGUUUAAGGCGAUGAUAAGGAACGUCUUUUCUACAGCGGCCUUCCGAUUUGGUCACAGUAUGAUUAAUGACAAACUGUCGUAUCACCCAACAAAGGCUUUUUCUACCAAUGUUAUGUCUGACUUAAGAAACAUUGUGUUGAAACCGGACUGGAUUUAUAGAAAAGAUGGCGGAGUAGGGGCCGUAACUAAGGGCUUGUACGAAACAAACGCACAAAGCGUAGACAUGAGGAAAUCCUAUGAAGUCACAAGACAUUUGUUUGAAGCAGGCCCAGGAACCGGAAUUGACCUGGCCGCCAUUAACAUCCAGAGAGGGCGUGAUCAUGGACUGGCGCCUUACAAUGUGUGGAGGUCGGUCUGUCAGCUUCAACCAGCCACUACGUUCACCACUGGAGCCGGGGGUCUGGUAGAUCAUCCCCAGGACGCCGUUUUGGCGCUUAAAUCUAUUUACAAAAGCGUUGAUGAUAUUGAUCUGUUUACGGGAGGCGUAUCUGAAAAACCACUUCCGGGUGCUCAAGUUGGUCCUCUAUUUGCUUGCAUUAUCGGCCUACAAUUUAAAGCAUUGAAAUAUGGAGAUCGAUUUUAUUAUGAAAAUGACGACAGAAAUGUGAAAUUCACAACAGAACAGCUGAAUGAAAUAAGAAAUACACUUAUGGCCAAUGUCAUCUGCAGAAACACAGAUAUAAGCAAAAUUCACAGAAACGUGUUCGAAAAGAAAACUGCAAGCACUCCCGAGUUCUCUUGUUCAGAAUUCAAAAACGACAUCGAUUUCACCAAAUGGAAUUCCUGUGUUCCUAAAAACGGUGGAUGGUCUUCAUGGAGACAAAUAGGCAGAGGGUGUGUGUUUCGCAGAGUAUGCAAUAACCCCACCCCCAAUAAAUGUGGAAAACCUUGCACUGGAAGUUCUUACCGUUACGAAUGUGGGCAACUUGACCUCACCAUGCGUGCAGCUGGUCCUAGGAGAACACAGCCGAUAUCCCGAAACCGAUUUAACAGAUUGUUGGCAAUACCAUAGUCAUAGGUCUAAUGUGUGUGGAGAUUGAAGAAGGGUUGUACAUACAAUCCUGACAUUCACAAUUAUUGCCUAUCCUUGUGACUAAGUUUAAGGUUUUUCUAUGAAAGAUCUCCUGUAGCCUUUUGUGAAAAGUGUGCUAUAUCAUACAUUAUGUUCUCUCAAAAUAUUCUGCAUUACUACUGUAUAAAGUUACGUUUUAUUUUUUUUUUUUAAUAAAGCUUUGAGAAAUACAAUAUUAUCUUUAAAACUUUCUAAUACUAUUGUCUGUUAGUAUAACUAUUGUAAGGACUAAGAGAAUCACAUAGUACGUGUUUCUAUUUGCAAAUAUAUUUCUGGAUAUGAACCUACUGAAGUGGUAAAACCUUUUAAAGAGGUCAAAAGGUCAACUUCAUGACGCCAUAAUGGUCAUUACACGAUCUAAAUUUUUGUUUUCUUGAUGCUUUACAUAUGCAUACAUUUUUAAAUAUUAUAAACAUUGUAAUAUAUUUGUUCAUUUUUUUUUUGUAAAUAAUUGAUUUGUCUUUUUCAAACACAGACAU
Molecule: messenger RNA, 3175 nt
Organism: Magallana angulata
Lineage: Eukaryota; Metazoa; Mollusca; Bivalvia; Ostreida; Ostreidae
Product: heme peroxidase 2-like
Exons: 11
Coding region: 3-2636 (877 amino acids)
Biological process (GO): response to oxidative stress
Molecular function (GO): peroxidase activity; heme binding
Source: RefSeq, a predicted model, not a curated record